CGCGUGACUUCCCCAUCACAUGACGCAUAAGACUCAAAAAGGAUGGACCUAACAAUAUAAACACAAUAAAACUAAUUAUUACGAUCGUAUUUCAGCGACGAUUUAGUAAACCGUACGUCGUUGAGGAUAGUGUGUCAUUUAUGUUGACUAGUAACAAGUUACAUUUUUAGCAACAUUGAUAACCAUGCAAAACCUGUAGAUAGUUGCUAUUGUCAAUGCUCCAUUACAAUGUUUUGUUCUUGAUAGUUUACGGGCAGUACCAGUCGGCGCAAUUGCUCUACCCAUCUGAUAAAGAUGAAUGCUUUAGUCGCCCUUUGCCACUUCUGUGAGCUCCAUGGCCCUCGGACGCUAUUCUGUACAGAGGCCGUCCACCCUCCGUCCCCAUCUCCUCCGCAGCCUGGUUCAGCCAUUCCUGGUGACAGGGACCGAGAGGGGGACAGAGAGGGCGAAGGGCUCACCAUGAGAGCCAACAGCUCUGCCACACAAAGAGCAGACAUGUGUGAAGGCUGUCGCUCCCUACCUGCAUCUCACCCAGGCUUUGUGAGUGUGGACAGUGAGACAGGAAUCCGCUAUUUGAGCCAUCAACAUCCACGCCAGCCACAGCUUUUCAGUGUGGUGAGACAAGCAUGUGUGCGCAGCCUCAGCUGCGAGGUUUGUCCUGGUCGGGAGGGGCCCAUCUUCUUUGGAGAUGAACAGCAUGGAUUCGUUUUUUCUCAUACGUUUUUCAUCAAAGACAGCCUGGCACGGGGUUUCCAGCGCUGGUACAGCAUUGUCGUGGUAGCUAUGGACAGGAUCUACCUCAUCAACUCCUGGCCUUUCCUGUUGCGCCACCUGCGGCUAACCAUUCAGAGUCUACAGAACACAGCACUCAAGGUGUUUGACAGCGAGCAGGGUGUGUGUCCUCAGAGGGCUGUGCGUAUGAACAGUGCCUUCUCUCCGGCAGUGUUCCCCCAUCAGCGCAGUGGCAAUGCAGCCCGCUCACUCACAUCUCUAACCCAGCACCAAAACCUGUGGGCUAGUCUGCACUCCUCAUUCAGCUGGUUGCUGAAAGCUUGUGGCAGUCGGUUGACUGAGAAGCUUUUAGAGGGAGCUCCCACAGAAGACACACUUGUUCUCAUUGAAAGACAAACUGAGCAAGAGGAAGAGAUGAGUGCCUGGGAUGGUGCUGAAGGAGGCGGCUCUAACUCACAGCCCAGUCAAUCAGAGAGUGUACAGGCGAAAGACUUUCAAUUUGAUGAUGGAAGACAAGAGGACCUCAUUGGGCCGAAGUUCAAAUCAUUGAGACAUUUAAGACAGGUCCUGGGUACCACAGAUUUCAGACAGCUGACAUGGCACGUUCUCAUGGGAAACCAAGUCAUAUGGAGAGGUGCAGACCCUUGUCUUAUCCAGUCAGCUUUCAAUGUGCUAAAGGCUUUGCUUCCCGUUGGCUGUGUCCGAGCAGUUCCGUACAGUCCUCACUAUGAGGAAGCAUAUCGAUGUAACUUCCUUGGCCUUAGCCCAGAUGUACCAAUCCCAGCCCAUGUCAGCUCUUCAGAGUUUUCAGUGCUGGUGGAUGUACUUAACGUUGAGCGCGGUUGUGUAAAUCCUGUUUCGGAUGAUGACAUUCUCUCACUUUACCAGUUCAACAUUAGCAGUGCCAACACGCAACCAACGGAUAAAGGUCCAACUCUGUUGAAUAAGAUUGAAGUGGCUCUUUCUAAUGAGAAUCUGUCGGUGGAGGUGGUCUCUCUCUGCCUGCUCUGUCUGAAAGAGGAGUGGAUGAACAAAGUAAAAGUGUUGUUUAAGUUCUCCAAGGUGGAUGGCAGAGGUAAAGAGGACACUCAGAAGGUUUUAACCCUGCUGGGGGCCACGGGGCCCGGAGAAGAGGACAAUGUGCGUCUUCUUAAGUUUUGGAUGACAGGACUCAGCAAGCUCUACAAGAGCCAUCUGAUGACAGCAGUCAGAGGUGGAGAGAGAACUCUGAGCCAGUGAGAAAGAGAGAGCGAGAGGAAGGGGACAAUAGACUCAUUGCUAAAGUUAGAUGAAAAGAAUGUGUGGGUGCGUUUUACGGGAAAAGGGGGUCAAGCCUGAGAAUGUGUUUUUCUGCAUGGUACAGAGAGAAAGUAAAAGCUAUCAUUGUGAUUGAAGCCUCAAAAACUUUUACUUAGACAUGUGCAUUUAAAUGGAAUGUUGUUUUACCGUCAUGACUAGACACGUCCAUUUUCUGUCUUUUUCACUAUGUCUAAAAUUGCAUAUGGUCCACUGACUUCAUGGGAACUAGGCAGAGUAUCAAUUGACAUGAUACUGUUUUGUGCCCUUUAUAAUUCACGUCAUCGUCACAUAUCUCUGUUCAUCUGACUUGUCUAAGAGAAAAUUUGUUUAAUUAGCAGUUUUAUUUAUCCUUAUUUGUUAACUUAUUUUAAAUAAAUGGAUUUUAAACUCA
Ctenopharyngodon idella (grass carp) is the source of this 2422-nucleotide messenger RNA. RefSeq names its product folliculin (gene flcn). Gene Ontology annotation, molecular function: GTPase activator activity. The coding region runs from base 295 to 1971 and encodes 558 amino acids. The transcript is spliced from 12 exons. NCBI's taxonomy places the organism in Eukaryota, Metazoa, Chordata, Actinopteri, Cypriniformes, Xenocyprididae. Gene Ontology annotation, biological process: positive regulation of TORC1 signaling; positive regulation of transforming growth factor beta receptor signaling pathway; positive regulation of GTPase activity. The record is from RefSeq and is a predicted model, not a curated record. Gene Ontology annotation, cellular component: cytosol.